AUGGAUCACAGGAGUGUCCACUUCAGGGCGAGAAACCGCAACGGUGGGAGGCGAUUUCGGUUUUUUCAACCGCCUCCACUAUAUAUGGUGCGCCGCCAGGUCUUCGCUUCAUUCAAUUCGCUCCGUUUGUGUUUUAAUCGCUUUUUCUUCACACCAAACGCUGCGUGUUAGCAUAUCUGAUUAAGCUUCGUUUAGUUCCUUGAAUCUCCUCAAUCUGAGCUGCUUGCAGAUGUCGGUGGUCUCCGCCACCUCAGGAGCUCUCGUCUUUUCCGGCGCCACACUGUUGGUGUCGCUGUUCGCAGCGGCAUCGCUGUACAGCCAGGUGUCGUCGAUCUGGAACGAGCUCGACUCCGAAAUCGCCAACUUCAGGGUUCGUUGCACUUCAGUACGAUUCCAUCGACUCAGAAGAGAUUUUGUGGACACUCUUUCAAUUUUGAUAUAGUCAUAAAUAACAAAAUUUUCAAAUUCACGUGACUUGACCAUUUUCAUGUUAGUAAGAAUGAAUACUAGUGAGAAUAAAUUUUUUUCUCAUGAUAAGAGAGCGUCAUUUCAUAGAGCACCUAGAUACUAUCUUAGAGGCGUGAAUUAAAAAGAUUAAUGUCGAAAGGGAGUUUUCAAGCCUAUUUACAAAAACAUCAUCAAUUCUAACUAAGUAGAAAUUUCGUCGUCAAUGUUUCAAAUCUUCCAUUUUUCUCUAUGCAAUUUUUAUACAGUUGUGAAAUCGAAAUCGCAAAUAAGCUUAUUUAUACUUCUCUUGUUUUUUUAAAUGAUCGUUAAAACUUUCCGAAAUGCAAAAUGUAGAGGCUUUAAAUGAAAGAACAGACGGUUUUUCUGAAUACGAUUACUAGUUUAAACAUCACAUACGGCUUGAUGCGAAUCACAGACUUUGGUGAUUGGUCUUGAUGCGUUGCAUUUGCAGUCGCUGACCGACGAUCUGUGGACAGACAUGAUCGGACUUGGCGCAGGCACGGCUUCGAACCGUGUGCGUCGUCAGCAAUACGGCGGUUACGGCGCCAGCGGCAGUCAGCCUCCAGAGAAUCCGCGAUUCCCAGACAACGGCGGCAACCCUCCGCAUGGUGGCGGUCCAAACGGCGGAAAUCCACCUGAGAACCCGCCAAAUGGAGUCGCGCCACGGUUCCCAGGCGGAGGACCCAGAGGACCAAGCGGAGAGAACUUCCCUGGCGGACCUGGAGGCCCGUUCGGCGGUCCUGGAGGCCGUUGCCAAUGCUCGUUCGAGAACAGCUGCCCUCCCGGACCAGCUGGUCCCCGAGGACAUCCUGGACACGACGGUCUCGACGGUCAGGAUGGAGUUCCUGGACACGAUGGAGAAGAUGCCGAAGACAUCCAAAACGUACCACCGCAAGGAUGUUUCACCUGCCCACAGGUAUCUUUAAAAAAACGAAUUCUGAACUGGAUUAAAUUGAACCAAAACAAAAAAAAUUACGUAUUUCAAUAAACGAACUGUUUGGCUUUAAAAUUAAAAAAAUUCAGUUCUAUAUAAUGAGGAGCUUUUCUAGGGACUUCCCGGACCACAAGGACCAUCUGGAGGACCAGGACUCAGAGGAAUGCGAGGGGCUCGAGGUCAGCCAGGCCACCCAGGACGCGACGGAAACCCUGGAAUGCCUGGAGACUGCGGCGCUCCUGGACUUCCUGGCUCCGACGGAACUCCUGGCAAGCCUGGGCCCAAAGGAGAUGACGGAGAACGACCUGUUGGUCGACCAGGACCUCGUGGACCUUCUGGAGAGGCUGGACCUGAAGGACCACAAGGACCAACUGGACGCGACGCCUACCCAGGAAUUCCAGGACCACCAGGAGAGCCAGGAAAUGCUGGCUAUGCUGGUGCUGCUGGCAGCGAUGGGUAAGUGGUUCUUCCCAGAAUGAAAAAAUACGAGGAUAUUUGUAGACCUGAGGGACCAGAAGGACCAAGUGGAAGCGUUGGAAAAGACGCUGAAUACUGCAAAUGUCCCACUCGCGACGCUCCAGUGUCCGACGGCGACUCUCAGAGCUCUCACUACCGUGUCCAUCGACGCCGACAAUAA
Molecule: messenger RNA, 2039 nt
Organism: Caenorhabditis auriculariae
Lineage: Eukaryota; Metazoa; Nematoda; Chromadorea; Rhabditida; Rhabditidae
Source: the annotation of a GenBank genome assembly